AUGCCGAAAUUUGUCGCGAAACACGAUGGGAUGCUAAUCGCUUCCUUUAGGGCUAUCGAGCUCAUCGAUCAAAUCUUCCUCGUCGCAGGAUGCUGGAAUAUUUAUUUUGGAAGGCAUCGGAGUUACGGUUACUACUACCAGUAUGAGGUCACCCUCCUCGUUCAAGUCAGCAACCGCGAGUUCUUUCGUUUCAGUACGAGCGAGUACGACCGUGCUGUCCUCUUCGCCAAACGCGACAGCGUUGUCAUCAAACCGUGUUGGAAACUCCACGGUCUCGGCAUCUCCGACCCUGACUACGAAGGUGACUUAUGUGAACCCAUGGGCGGGAAAUUUAUCCGCCCCCGUCGCUCCUACCGGAACUGCAAUUACGCACUUCAAUGUCAGAAUGCAUGGUUCAGCUUCACUUCAAUCAAUUCAGACUACCUAAGUGUCACCGCCUCUUUAUACAAUCUCACUUCGACAAUCAGAAGCGUUACUGUUACUAAAGUACAGUAUGUAAACCUUACCCUGUCCUAUCGGAUUUAUCACCUCUAUGCCUACCGCGAUCUCGACCACCAUUCUCCCCCCUUCGACUACCGUACUACUUGCACAAGGCAUAUCAUGGGCCUCAUACAAGAACCCAAAUUGUACAGUGAACUGGGACGAUUCGUCUACAAAACAAUCUCGUUUGAAACAGCUAGCACGGUGGUAUCUCUUGGUCCAGGAGCUAGUUGGUGGGUUGUUGCAGGAAUAACGACUACAUUCCCAAAACCUUCUCCUUCUAAAAUCUCAUUAGGAACGGAAUAUAUCACACAGUAUUUUCAAAAAGGGGUUUACAUCAUUACCACGGAAGCACCGCCUGGAGGCCUUAUUGUCAUGGAUGGGUACCAUAUGACGGCUGGUGGCCCUCCAGUUACAAUUAAGCAUAAGAUAAGCCCCACGAAUACUCCUUACACGCCACAUUGCCGGACUGAGAAGCCUACUUGUACCGCGAACCAGAGAUGCCAAAUCAGCGGCGACGAAGUGCAGAUCUUCUAUUUUCCUGCGACAACAAAUGCUACUCGAGAUAUGUGUGCUACAGCACCGGUUGGAAUCGGCAUCACCACAAUAGUAUACCCGUUCUUCUCGUCUCUCGCUAAUAUCUUGCCAGCCUGGACGCCAGUAACAACGGGCCCAUAUACUGUUCUACCAGGCAACACUACGUGGUAUUCCGGCAACGUUUACAUCUCACUCAAACGAAUAAAUGCACAAUGCACCUGGUCUGGCACGGCCAUCGAAGUCGGUAAAGACCACGCCGGAGAAAUCCUAACCAUGGCGCCGUCAGAAGUCUUCUCCCAGCGAGCAUAUCCCACAACUUCGGGGAGGAUCGAAUUCGAUCCAUACGCCUAUUCUUUCAACUUUGCCGACCUAUCAUCUCCCUACCCUUGGUCCGCCUGGGAUGCUACUCCCAACUGCGUCAUCGACAAGUGUCAGAUCAUCAACGGAUCUUAUAACCCCUGGCUUGCAGUACCGGAGGCUAUCCGACGUCUAGAUCCUCGAUGGGCGACUUGCGAUCUCUCCCUAUACGGAUUAUAUGAUCCACCGAGAGCGUUAAGUUCGGUGGGGAAUAUCUUUGCGUCGCCUACGAGUAAGGGUCCAAGGCCGCCUUCUGCUACUCCAGGACAAGGUCCACCAGAAAGUGUUGUGGUGCCUACGAAGACGCCACCGCAACCGACGAAGCCCAUGGAUCCUCCUGAUCCAGGUCAUACGAAAGGUCUAGGCGAUCCGAAUGAUCCUGGACGGCCUACAAACCCUACUAAUCCUCCUAAUAACCCAAAUAACCCAAAUAAUUCUAAAAACCCAACCAAUCCGAAUAAUCCAGGGCAAAACAACCCUAACCCCGGACAAAAUCCUCCACGACCAGGCCAAACCCCCCCACCAUCGGGGCCAACAACCAUUGCCACAGUUGGUGGCUCCCCUGUCGUCGUCGACCCCAACGAUCCCAACCACAUCAUUGUCGGCGGCACAAAGACCCUCGCCCCCGGCGCCCCAGGUAUGACUGUGGGCGGCGGCACCACAAUCUCCAUGGCUGAUCCAGGCCACAUCAUCGUAUCGGGCCCCGGCGGCGCCGCACCCUCCACCAUCAACAUCCCACAGCCCAACUCUGCACAGCCAACCUCCGGCGUUAUCAUCACCCUUCCAAACGGCGAACGUGUAACCGCAACCGCCAUCCCCGGUGCCAGCGGCUCCGGCACCAGUCUCAUAGUGUCUGGCACUCUUCUCAGCCCCGGCGGCCCGGCUAUCACACUUCCAAACGGCAUCGUGAUAUCCGAAGCCCCGUCUGGCACGGGUGUCAUCGUCAUCGAUCCCACCUCUGGCGCAACAUCCACACUCGCCUUCUCUAGCAUCCCAAUCACGGGCGCUAACGGUGUAACACUAAUACCUCCAACUCCGCACCCGACACCCGGAGCCGUUGUCACAAUCGGUGGGAAACCGUACACCGUUGUUAAUGAAGGCGGUAGUAUGGUGAUUCCAGAACUAGGGAUUACGCUGUAUCCAGGAGGUCCUGCGAGUACGGUUAAUGGGACGGUGAUUUCGGAUGCGGGGACGGGGGUGGUGGUGGGGACUACGACGGCGCCGUUUUCGACGGUUACGGUUAGUGAUGACCCUGGGUUGUUUACGGGUGCGGCGGCGAGGUUUGGCGUGGUUAUGGGGGUGUGGGUGGGGGGUUGCGAUGGUAAUGUUUGGAGGGGGGAUGGUGGUUUUGUAAAUAUUAUACCCAGUGAGCUGGGGACGGGGCAUACGGGUUUGAGUAGUGAAUGGGACAUGUUUAAUGAUCCGAAAAUAAGAAUCAACUUGUCUGUCUGCAAGGAAACUGAAGCUCGCUCGACAGACAUUACAUCAUUUCCCAAGUUCAAGAAAGCGAUAUACAAUUUAACUUCUCCCUUUCCGGGAUCCCGUUCAUUUUGA
Lindgomyces ingoldianus is the source of this 2928-nucleotide messenger RNA. RefSeq lists its product as uncharacterized. The record is from RefSeq and is a predicted model, not a curated record. The transcript is spliced from 10 exons. The coding region runs from base 1 to 2928 and encodes 975 amino acids. NCBI's taxonomy places the organism in Eukaryota, Fungi, Ascomycota, Dothideomycetes, Pleosporales, Lindgomycetaceae.